GUCAAGGCAGGCACGUGCUACCAUUGCUCCUAGAAUAUAUAUAUAUAUAUACACGCACACACACGUACACACAUAAAUAUAUAUAUAUGUAUAUACACAUACAUAAAGUGUUUGUGCAAGGAUUUAUAGAUUACGAUCCUUCGUAAUUGCUAUUCCUCAUUUAAACCUUUUUUUUUCUUUUAUCUUGUUCCUAGUGAUAUUAGUGAGUGAAUUAAUUUUUUUGGAUUUAGAUGUUUCUAAUCUUUUUAUAGAAAUUUUUACAUAAACUGUGAUCGUGAAUUGUGAUACAUAUAUACGUAUGUAUGUAUUAUUUUGUGAGAAGAUUAGAUUCAUCAUCGAAAAUUUAUAUCCUUUUUGUUAUUGGUAUCAAUCGAUUUAGGUGAAUUAAUUAAUCGCCAUCAAUCAUUGUGACAAAAGUUGGUUAGCAAGAAAGUAGUUCAAGUGCAAGUGACCCAGUCGCUGCCAACAUAGUGAGGCGAUUCACUUCAGGGCCGUUACGCGAAUUACGCCGAGAAAAGGCGGAAGUUUUCUUCAUGUCGUCAUCAUAUUUACUUCCUCCUCCUCCUUCUUCUUCUUCUUUUUAAUAGUCAAGAUCGUAAUCCGAUGAACGAACGAUUACAUACAUACAUUGAAUCAAUUAGUAGGUGGAGGUCAAUGGAAAGUCACGAACGGUCGUAUCUUUUGUGGAUUCAGAAAGAGUACCACCUCGAAAGCUUGCACUUGGGAGGAAGCCACGAUAUAAAUUGGAAACAGAUGGAUUCGCGAUAAGCGAACAGAAUCGAUCGAACCUUCGAGCGGAGUAACACGGUAUUGAGAAGAAGAAGAAAUAGAAUAAUUGAAAAUAUUUGCUUCUUAAUAGGAAGCUGUUUUUGGAUCACUUGAGAAUUUUCUUUGAGAAAAAAAUAAGAAUAAAAUAUCUCACGUUCGGGAUAUCGAAAAGAUUACUUUAUAUAUUCUUCAAGAAGAUACAUAUAAGAAAAACAAGAAUCAAGCAAGCAUAAUCAGAUACGGAGGCCAAUAAGAACGUUAAAAAGGAAGUUCCUUGAGGAAAGGGAGCGAAGUUUCUCGAAGACUUGACCGCCAUUAGCUUCGACUGACUCCCGUGUUCUACACUCACAAUCUUCUUUCUUCUCAAGAAGAAGCAACUUCGUAGGUGCCGUGCAAAGAGCAAAGAUCUCUCUUAAUACUCGUUAGUUAGUUCGUUCGUUAGUUCGUUCAUUCAUUCAUUCAUUCAUUCAUUCAUUUAUUUGUUCGUUCGUUCGUUCGUUCACACAAAUAUAUGUCAUACUUUUCUUUCUCUUUUUUCUUUCAACUUAUGAAACGGACUAUUUUCUCCAAUUAAAAAUACACGCUAAUUUCGUCGUGAUCUAAGAGAAAUUUGAGGAAACAUUAACAAGCGAGUAAUUUCGUCGAUAAAAAUUUUCAAAGAUUUAGAAAGAAGUAUUAAAAUCAAGACGUCAUUGAGAAGAAGCGGCAAAUUUUUCGAAAAAGGUGGAAUAUAGUGAAAGAAAGAUAGAUAGAUAGGUAGAUAGAUAGAUAGAUAAAAAAAGUUAAGUCAAGACUCUUAUUUUUUCAAGUUGGAAUCAAUUUCGAAAUUUGGAAAAAAUACAGUGGGAUUUGUUCUGUCACUUCUCGGAUAAACAAUUUCGAAGGCUGUGAGCACGUGUAUUUAACUUAGAAGAGAGAGAGAGAGGGAGAGAGAGAGAGACGGAGAAAGAGAUAUAUAAAGAAGGAGUCUUCAUGUGAGACAAGCUAAAGAAAGAAAGAUAUACGUCUCUGUGUAUACGUCUGCUAAAGUAGUUGAUGUAAGAGAGAUAGAGAUCGGCGUUCGCUAUAACACGAGAAAGAUAAAAAAAGAAAGAAAGGGUUCGACCCCUCUUUGGAAAACUGGUUGAGAGGAGAACAUGGCAAAAGGAAUUCUGCAAAGCGUUGAACUCAACGCCGCCAACGAAUUCGACGAAGAAAGAAAACUGAAAAGAACGAGAUGGAGAAACCUUGUUGCAUUUUGGAUACUUGGAAUGUGCAACAAUUAUGGUUACGUCGUGAUGUUAAGUGCGGCACACGAUAUUCUUAACAGCAAAUUUGGUAAUUCGAACACAACAACUGAGACUAACGUGACAGAAACAAUUACAAGAAGAUCAUGUAAUAGCAUAUCGACCGGAGCUAUACUUUUAGCUGAUAUAUUACCCUGUUUGGUUGUUAAAAUAACUGCACCAUUCUUGCCGUUUUUUGUCCAUGUUCGACUGGCUACCUGUGUGUUAUUUUCCGCUGCAGGAUUCGUCAUAGUAUCAAUGAGCAUUACAGAAUGGCUUGCAAUAUUGGGCGUCGUUGUAACAUCUGUUUCCUCGGGAUUGGGUGAAGUUACAUUGCUGAGUUACAGUCAUCAGUAUCCAAAAGAAGUUAUCUCAACGUGGUCGUCGGGAACUGGAGGUGCCGGUAUCAUUGGUGCCCUAUCUUAUGCGAGUUUAUCAAUGUGGCUGAAUACAUCAGAAACUUUGCUACUAAUGUUGAUUGUACCAUUAAUACAAGCUAUAACAUUUUGGUUCAUCUUGGUUCAUCCAUCUCAAACAAAUAUUCCUAUUACCAAGGAUGGUAUAGAUAGUCAGGAACAUAUCAUUGAAUUACCGAGAAAAAGUUUCAAGGAUAAAAUCAAUUUACUUCCUGGUUUACUCAAAUACAUGAUUCCUCUUGGAUUCGUUUAUUUCUUCGAAUAUUUCAUUAAUAACGGCCUGUAUGAAUUAAUUCAAUACGAUAAUAUAUGGUUGAAACAUCAGGAACAAUACAGGUGGUUUCAAGUAGACUAUCAGAUAGGCGUAUUUAUUUCGAGGUCAUCGGUGAAUCUAGUUAGCAUUAAUAAGAUCUGGAUUAUGGCUGUUCUACAGUUCCUCAACGUCAUUAUUCUACUUUUCGAGACGAUCUAUUAUUAUAUACCAAAUAUUUGGAUCAUCUUUACUAUUGUAUUAUGGGAAGGUCUUCUAGGUGGUGGCGCCUAUGUUAAUACUUUCUACAGAAUGUCGACUGAGAUUCCACGAGCGGAUAGAAAAAUUUCUUUGGGAAUUGCCACAAUGGCAGAUUCGAUUGGUAUCGCAUUAGCAGGUUGGUUGGCAAUGCCAGUGCACAAUGCAAUUUGUCAUCUACCGAAACCGGUGCGAUUAGGUAGCUAGGAUGGAAUAUCCAAUUGUAUUCGAUAAAUUCUACAGAAGAAGAAAUUUUAAGAUCAUGCUAUCAAGGCAUGUGACAGAGAGAAAGAGAGAGAGAGAAAGAGAGAGAGAGAAAGAGAGAGAGAGAGACAGAGAGAGAGAGAGAGAGAGAGAGAGAGAAGAACGAUCUUAAUAUCUAUAUAUAUAUAUAUAUAUAUGUGUAUGAUGAUAUAUGUAUGUAUUUAAUUUAUUAUUUAAAAUCAUCCAACGGAUUGAGAAUUUUAUUUAUUGAUUCAAUCUAUGAAGUAAGAUCGUAAAUGAUUAAAUUACAUUUAAUCUUAUUAAUUUAGUUGAUGCGAUCGAAAAUGAUGAAAGUGAUAAAAUCUUUAUGAUUCUUUUUUGUAAUCCACCAAAUGGAUAAAUCCUUUGUUAAUUUCAUCCUAUGUUUAUUUUAUUUAAACGUCUUUCUCUCUAUUUCUCUUUGGUAUAUUAUUAUAUAUGGGAAUGCGGAGAGAAUACGGUGAUAGAUGUUUCAGUGACGUCUGCGUUUAUUUUCCUUUUGUUGGAAUUUUUAAUACUCGUCUUGUACAAAUGUGUACAUAUUCGUAAAAGAUUAGGAACAAGGAUAACGCGCGUCUAACUCGUUAUGAAGAUAAAGAGACUCACAUACACCCACAUGCCGUACACAUGUUCUCGCACAUACACACACAUAAUUUAAAAAAGAAUCGUGGAAAUUAAUUUGUUCGAUUUUUUAAAAGUUAUACAUAGUUUUUCGAAUGUUAACAUCAUGUUGAAAUUUUCAACUACAGAUUCCGUUACCAUUUUCUUUUUUUCUUCAUUUUUUUUUCUUUUGUUUUUUUAUUGCAUCAAAAUUUCCCGAUGAAUUACAAACGAAUUUUUUUUUUAUUCAAAUUCCAAACACUCGGCUAUGAUGAGACGAUACGACGUACAAGCAUUUAUAGCACUUAGCUUUUACAACGUCGAAUUACAUUAUUUAAUCUAUUUCGUUAAUUAAGGAUUAAUUCCAAUAUUAAUAGCCAGUCAUAUAGACGUUAUAGAUUAUUUCAUUAUGUGUAUAUAUACACAUUGGAAAAUUGUUUUUAUUAUUUUUUUUUCAUUUUUUUUCUUUUUUUUUUUUUCUCAAUAAAUUGGACGCAAGAGAAAUGUCGAGUAUACGUGCGCAAAAGUUGUUCCUUCGAAAGUUUGCUAUAGCAAAAAAGGAAAAAAGAAAAGAAUAAAAAGGAAAAAAAAAAUUCAUACGUACAUUCAAAGAUUUUUUUUUUAAAUAUUAUCCUUAUACAAUUUUGUGACUUCUUUUUUUUCCUUACGCAAAAGCGCGAGUUUACUCGAACAUUUUUUUUUUUUUUCUUUUUAUCGAUCAACAGACGAUAAAUUUUUAUAUUGCAUAUCGUUGAUCUUUUAAUGUCGAAAAGCAUUAAAAAAAUAUGGAAGAAAAAUAGGAACUUCGAUAAAGCAACGUGCGAAUGAUUUGGGUAAAAUAGGAACUGUAUCGUUACCUUUUUAAUAAGCACGUUGAUCCAACGACAUUGGCGAUUGUAUAAAACGAUAUUUUGAUUAAUAAAAUGUUUUACGUAUUGACUAGUCGUUAUCAUUUUUUUUUUUUUUUUUUUUUUUUUCAUUCGCCAAACGUCGAUCUUACCGUUUCCAAAAGUCGUUGCAAGAUACUUAUCGUCUUAGAUGCAUUAAGUAAUAAAUAUAGCUAAUUAUUAUUACCCUAAACUCUAUAAUAUGUAUGUGAUAAUAAUGAAAUGUUUAUACGUGUAUUUUGAUUCAAUUAUUAUUUGAUUUAUCGAGCCGAGCAAGGUGGA
Molecule: messenger RNA, 4969 nt
Organism: Vespa velutina
Lineage: Eukaryota; Metazoa; Arthropoda; Insecta; Hymenoptera; Vespidae
Gene: Cln3
Product: battenin
Exons: 10
Coding region: 1905-3164 (419 amino acids)
Biological process (GO): regulation of intracellular pH; lysosome organization
Cellular component (GO): membrane; lysosome
Source: RefSeq, a predicted model, not a curated record